AACUCUCUAGGUUCUCUUCCUACAGGAUGUAUCUGGAUAAAGAUAUCGGGAUCUCUUCGGAGUUGGUUCAUAAGUACAGUGACACGACUCUGGUGCACAUCAACUGUGUGAUUAAGGAGCUGCGACGACUCUUCCUGGUGGAGGAUCUGGUGGACUCGCUCAAGUUUGCAGUUCUCAUGUGGAUCCUGACCUAUGUUGGUGCCUUGUUCAAUGGUCUGACUCUUCUUAUUUUGGGUCUCAUAGGUGCUUUCAGUUGGCCAGUGAUCUAUGAAAAGCAUCAGGCACAAAUUGACCAUUACUAUGGACUGGUGAACAAGCAAAUCAAAGAUGUUUUGGGAAAGAUCCAGGCCAAGAUUCCCGGAUCAAAGCCAAAGACAGAGUGAAGAAAGUUAGCUAGUGUGUUAUUUCCGUGCACGAGAAGUGAUGGUGGAACAAGAGAAGACAGACAGAAUCGUGUUUGGUUUGGAAAAAGGCCUUAGACGAUGCAAUGUAAACUUUACCCCCUCCCCUCCCCCCAGUGUUUGAAUUGUUAGCGUAACUGAGAAUGAAAUCUUUUUAAACCUCUUAUCAGUUUCUCUCAAGCAGAGUCAUCACUCUUCCACAGUAGAUGUAGUUCUCCAUGUUUUGAAGUAAACGCAGCUACGUAACACCAUAACAGAAUGUAGUCUGAGGAACUGAUGUCGGCAAAAGCCAGGAAUCGAUGAGGUUUUUCCAUUUUACUAUUCGGUCAGUGAAGCGUUCAGCUUGUUUGGAGGCCAUUUUGAUUCAUUUCAGUAUGAUAAAGGGAGUGAAAUGUUUUGGUUACGAAGUUCCUUCACAACAAAUCUUUAGUUUUUAGCUGUUUUUUCCCUUUUCGUUUGUACUUGGCGUGCUUGAACACUGUGGUGUAACUGCGUUAAAGUUGACGCAAUUUAAUUGUGUUAGAGGUUAAGAGGCUUCUAGUCUUCUGUAGCAGAGUUUAAGAGCAGUUUUAUUUCUCACUUGUCUUCAAUGGGAUCUGUUAUGGCAUAUUGCACCCAACUAUUCAUUGUUUUUAGCCGUUUAGUUAAAAACAAAAAAGCAAACUAGAACGUCUGCUGUGUUGGCCUAUCACCUUCCUGUCAUGUCAAAAUCAACAACAGGUUUGCAGAAUUUGCCGUCUCCAUCGUGGAUCGAAUACCUGAAACGGCACACGCUCUAAAAACUCGCAAACUUCAUGCACUGUUUCUUCAUGCAGGUCAUUUGUAAAUGAUAAUUCAGUUUUGAUGAAAAUAUGCUCAAGACUGUCUGUGAAAUGCAUUGUGAAAAUAAGCCAAUAAAGUACCAAUAAAGCUUGUAGACAAACUA
Molecule: messenger RNA, 1326 nt
Organism: Sinocyclocheilus grahami
Lineage: Eukaryota; Metazoa; Chordata; Actinopteri; Cypriniformes; Cyprinidae
Product: reticulon-4-like
Exons: 5
Coding region: 27-383 (118 amino acids)
Biological process (GO): endoplasmic reticulum tubular network formation; neuron differentiation; brain development
Cellular component (GO): endoplasmic reticulum membrane; postsynaptic density; neuron projection
Source: RefSeq, a predicted model, not a curated record